This is a messenger RNA of Larimichthys crocea (large yellow croaker), 2905 nucleotides long. RefSeq names its product basic helix-loop-helix family, member e40 (gene bhlhe40). Gene Ontology annotation, molecular function: DNA binding; protein dimerization activity. Bases 402 to 1634 code for a protein of 410 amino acids. Lineage: Eukaryota; Metazoa; Chordata; Actinopteri; Sciaenidae. The transcript is spliced from 5 exons. Gene Ontology annotation, biological process: regulation of DNA-templated transcription. The record is from RefSeq and is a predicted model, not a curated record.
UGCUGGGAGGGUGAGGAGUUGAAAGCGCCGUCCAACACGUGAGGCUCAUGUGACGGUGUCGAGUCUGAGUCUCUAGCCGAGAGACGUGCCUGCAGUCACAGGGUUUAUUUAACACGUAGUCAGAAACCCACCCAGCUCUCUCACACAUUCAGCCGGACGUGGAACCUACCCAGACAUACUACUGAGUCCGGACCUCAGGGUGACAACACCGCGCCGUGCCCAACUCCAGCUCACAGCGGGAACACACGCACACACACACUGGAUAACGGCAGAUACUUUUUGCUUUAUUUUCCCUUUUUGUACGAUUUCUUUCUCGUUUUGAAGCGCGACUGAAGAGACGCAUUUGGGAGAUUUUUGAAGGCUCUUUGAAGUCAUUUAUUCGGGUUCUACAGUUCAGCGACAUGGAGAGGAUUACCAGUGCGCAACCACCUCCCUGUGUGCCAAAACACCCAUCACUGGAUAUAGCUGAUAUGCAGGGAAUGGAAUUUCCCAUUUAUGUGUACAAACCCAGAAGGGGCAUGAAGCGGGAUGAGAACAAGGAGACAUACAAGUUGCCACACCGACUGAUCGAAAAGAAAAGACGUGACAGAAUCAACGAAUGCAUUGCCCAGCUGAAGGAUUUGUUGCCAGAACAUCUUAAGCUUACAACGCUGGGUCAUUUGGAGAAAGCUGUGGUGCUGGAACUCACUCUCAAGCAUGUGAAAGCCCUGAGUACCCUCCUGGAGCAGCAGCAGCAGAAAAUUGUCGCGCUACAGAAGGACCUGCAAAUUAGCGAUCAUGGAGGCGACAGUGCAGAGACCAGCGAGGAGAUGUUCCGCUCCGGCUUUCACUUGUGUGCAAAAGAGGUCCUCCACUAUGUGGCCAGCCAAGAAAGUAGCAGAGACCUGACUCCUUCCCAUGUCAUCAGCCACAUCCAAAAAGUAGCAGCCGAAGUCCUGCAGCAUCGAAGCAGUCUACACCCAGAAGAGGUCAUCCCUCAAGCUUCAGAGAAACUGAAGAAACCUGCCGGACAGCCCCAAAGGGUCCUUGAUGUCCCAGCAAAGAACUGUGUUCCUGUCAUACAAAGGACUUACCCACACGGGAUGGGAGAGCAGAGCGGCAGUGACACAGACACUGAUAGUGGCUAUGGAGGAGAACAUGACAAGCGUGACCCUAAAGCCCAGUGGUCAGAAAGCCAUGCAAAGGAUGGGGAGCUCAAGCAUGUCGCGUCUGAGAGGAUGGCCAGUGCUAUCAAGCAGGAGGGUGACGAGCCACAGGCCAAGAAGUCGAGGUCUGACUCCCCAGAGGACGAGAUUCUCUCUGGUCACGCGGCAGGCGGCCCUGGCAGCUACAUGAGCUUUUCCCCCAACCAGCCCCCGUUUUGUCUCCCCUUCUACCUCAUCCCCCCCACAGCUGCACCAGUGGCAGCCUAUCUGCCCAUGCUGGAGAAAUGCUGGUAUCCCGGGGGCAUGCCAGUUAUGUACCCGGGCAUGACCGGCUCUGCAGCGAGCUUGCCCCCAGAGACACUUCCCUCAUCUCUGGUGAUGUCCCCGAGGGCAGGAUCUCCAGUACCCCACCAGAACCACAUGGACUCCCCUUCUCUUCACAAAGCUUUAAAGCAGGUUUCUCCAUUGAACCUGGAAACCAAAGACUGAAGACGUGUUUCUUUCAGAAUCUUACCCUCUGAAUGUUGAUGGGGUUGAAUGGUUGGCCCGUGGAAAAGAGGGUAAACAAACACAGACGCACUGGUAUCCCUUCAAACCACAGCCGUUGUUUGGCCCAUCAGAACUUUAACCCCAGCAAAGAACCCCAAAAUUGCCACCACCGUCUAUCAUCAGCUUCUUGCAUACUGAAACAGGACUUUUAUGAGACUAUUCGAAGGCUCGUAGCUCACCUGUGGCGUGGCUCUGAAACACUGUGAAGAUGGUCAGUUUAAAGACGCUGAGUGCGCAUAGAAGAUCGCAAGAGUUUUUUUUCUUCGUAGCAAGGUUCAUCUUCUCUGCUCUCAGUGUUGAAUGUCAGAGGUAAACCCAGAAUGUAAGGCACAGAUAAGCCCCCCCACCAAAAUUAUUUGGACCUACCUUUUUUUUUGCACACACACACACCAGUCUGUAAUGAAUGUAAAGAUUGAACAAAAGCCCCUUGUAGAUGCUGCUUGAGUUAUUAUUACCUGCUGUAGAUCUGUGAAUGGAGGAUCUACCUUCAGUGUUUGUCGCUCCUGUAACUGCAACAACAAACUGUUGUUUAGACUAGAAUGUUACCAAAAAAAAAAAAAAAAAAGAUGUUGACCACGUGUCACAAAGGACAUUGCUCCUUUGACCCUUCAAUUACCUUGGAGCUAAUUGAACACAAGUGUUCACAAUGUUCAAAGAAUUCAGGGCGUUGUCACUGUAUGAGGUGUGUCACUCGUAUCUGUCGAAGAGUGAUGUGGCCAUACGUGCUUUUACAAUUUAAUUUGUGACUCACGACUUAUUUGUGUAUCUAGAUGGAGUUCCUGUGAAGUCAUGUCUUAUAACUAUGUUUUGUUAAUACUACUCGUACAUCUCUAUUUUUGAUACGUGACCCACUGAGUGUAUUUGCAUCGCAGGGCGGUUGAGGUAGUCAUUUGCUGUAUGCCAAGAGAACGUGUACAGUCUAUAGCAUUGUGCUCAAACAGAUUUGCAUCUUGCCCACCAAUUCCCGGUCAAAUAAAGGCCUGACCUUAGCUAAUGCUGUUGCCUUUACUCGUUUAACGCAGACACAACAACGGCAGGUGUUGAAAUGUAUUUGCUUUAAAUGUUGUGUCUGUGGCAAAGUGAGUGAAUGUAAAGUUCAAACAAAAAUAAUAGUUUUGUAUAGAAAGAGGUACUUGGGAUUUUUAUUUUGAAAAGUAACAAAAUGUCAUUUGUUGUACAUAUUUUGUAUAUAAAGUAUUAUUGAUAUAUAU